This is a messenger RNA of Ectocarpus sp. CCAP 1310/34, 1359 nucleotides long. NCBI's taxonomy places the organism in Eukaryota, Phaeophyceae, Ectocarpales, Ectocarpaceae. The record is from the annotation of a GenBank genome assembly.
AUGGAGGGCAAGUUUGAGCAGACGUUCACCAACAUUUUCGUGAUGUUCAAAAAGUACGUGUCCCUCUUGGAGGAUCAGGCCAACAAGAGAAUCAAGGGAGGAGGCCUAGAGCUUGAGGUGGUGGAGAAGUUGGAUAGGGUGUUGGUCGAACUGGGCAGGUUGGCCAAGAUGGAGAGGGCGGUCUGGGACGAAAUGUUGUCGACGGAGCUCAUGGCGAGGUGCAAUGUUGGUAGACCGAACAAGGGGGGGAGACCGGCGGCGGUGACGGGUGCCCCGGACAAAGUGUGGGGGAGCAUUUCGGUGAAGACUCAACGCAAAUGCAUGCACCCCGGAUGCAAGAGUAAGACAUCGAAAGGAUGUGCCUGCGCGGAGCUUUGUGUUGGCAAACAGGCAGGGGACCGNCUGAUGUCGACGGAGCUCAUGGCCAGGUGCAAUGUUGGAAGACCGAACAAGGGGGGGAGACCGGCGGCGGUGACGGGUGCCCCGGACAAAGUGUGGGGGAGCAUUUCGGUGAAGACUCAACGCAAAUGCAUGCACCCCGGAUGCAAGAGUAAGACAUCGAAAGGAUGUGCCUGCGCGGAGCUUUGUGUUGGCAAACAGGCAGGGGACCGGGGUGUUUUGAUGUGUCAGGCAUGCUUCAAAAACCCUGUGAGGCACGCUAGGGCUGGAGAUGCUCAACGGAACCCCCAGAAGUACGGGGUGGUGGGACGCAAGGACCUCGUCUGGUGGUCGUGAGCGCAUAUUUUUUUGGCCUAAUGUUUUACGUUGAAUGUGACAUGUGUUCCUGGCGGAGGAGACGCCGAUGUGUUUCGAGGGUGCUCCGUUGUGAUUUGCCUGGGGGUCAAACUGAUCUUACAAGUGCAUAGUAGUGUCGUUCAUCAACCAUCUUCCCUUCCGCGAGGGAGUUGUUGUGCCUUUAUCGUCCACUUGUGUUUUCUUGAAAACAACCGUGGACGAGUGAUAGUUUUUGUGCCUUCGUCGUUUACCUGUGUUGCUGAUAACAGCAGUGGUAUAGCUUUUUUCAAUUUUAUUUGAUCUUGUCUCCGAUUUUCUAUAAGUUCAGAAAAAGGCGUAUUAUUUUUCUCCGGCUCGAACGCAGCAUUCAUACAAAUACGCUCAGAAACAAUAGCUUUUUCGACUGCGAGUCUUAAAUUCAGGUAAUCUUUUUGAUAAAUUUUUCCCACUGAAAUAAGCUCACAUCAUACACCCUCAAAUAUCACGACAGGACGACAUCCGAAAUGGCCGCUGGCACGGGUUCAUCCCCCGGCCACACCGCGCGGCACGCCUGCGUGAAGCAGUCACUCCUCGUGAUCUGCAUGCCACGACCCCUUGCAUUCAUCUGAAUGCUCGUGUCGAACG